Anastrepha obliqua is the source of this 1873-nucleotide messenger RNA. RefSeq names its product organic cation transporter protein-like. Lineage: Eukaryota; Metazoa; Arthropoda; Insecta; Diptera; Tephritidae. The record is from RefSeq and is a predicted model, not a curated record. Gene Ontology annotation, molecular function: transmembrane transporter activity. The transcript has 6 exons. Gene Ontology annotation, biological process: transmembrane transport. The coding region runs from base 159 to 1811 and encodes 550 amino acids.
AACUGAGACCGUAGCAGCCGUCAAAUGGUUUUGACUUGGCAAUCGGAAAGCCCAGAGCCUCUCCUAAUACCGGAUUAAAAAAUAGUGUAAAAUAAUUUAUUUUUUUUUCUUCAUUAGAGAAAAAACCAAAUUUCUAUAUUACGCUAAAAACUGGAAAAAUGGACUUCAGUGCGGUAUUGGAGAAAUGCGGCAGUUAUGGACGCUAUCAAUUUAUGUUGUUGUUGUUAUUUGGAUGCACAAAUAUACUCUCAUCAAUGCAUUAUUUUGCACAGACGAUUAUUAGUUUUACGCCAGAGCAUUGGUGUUACCACGAAAAGUUGGGCAAUGCCAGCAUAUCUUACAUACGCAGCAUUUAUGAGCAGACGGCAAAUCCUCACUGUACCCUGCUCGAUGAUAUCAUCGACGACCGACCAGUGGUUGCAGGGGUAGGCAAGUGCAGAGAAUGGAUAAACGCAUUUGAUCGCGAUUACCGCAGCAUAACAACAGAUCUCAAAUGGGUGUGUGACGAUGCGUACAAAGUUGCUGUGGGGCAAUCUUUUUUCUUUGUGGGCUCUAUCGUUGGUACAAUAUUCUUCGGUUUUCUGGCUGACAAAAUCGGACGCCUCCCAGCGCUGAUUUGUACCACACUCGCUGGUGCUUCAGGAGAUUUUUUAACUUCCUUCGUUAGUUCACUGCCGACAUUUGCGUUAUACAGAUUUGUGUCGGGCCUAUCAAAUGACACCAUAUUCUAUCUCAUGUACAUAAUGGUUUUCGAGUACUUGAGCCCAAAAAAACGCACAUUCGGUCUUAAUAUCAUAACAGCUAUUUUCUAUUGCUUUGGAUUGUUUAUGUCACCCUGGUACGCCAUUUGGGUGGGUACAUGGCGUUAUUACCUCUAUGUGGCCUCUUUGCCGGCGUUGGUCGUACUCGUCUACCCGAUCUUCAUCUGUGAGAGCGCGCAAUGGUUAAUAGCGACAGAACGUUACGAUCGUGCCAUUAAUUGCUUGAAGCGAGUCGCUAAAUACAACGGGCGCGUGGUUGAAGAGGAGAUAUUCGUGCAAUUCAGAAGAUACUAUGAAACAAAAAUGGCCGAGGAGAUUAAGAUGAAUACCAAUAAAGACACUUUCUGGGGCAUGUUCCGCACGCCGAGACUGCGCAAGUUCACCACCAUACUGCUGAUAAAAUCCGUUAUCAUUACAAUGGCUUUCGACGUGCUCAGCCGCAAUAUGGAAGGUUUAGGCUCUUCUCCCUUCAUGCUGUUCUCGUUCACCUCGAUUACCUAUAUCCCAGGCGGUUUAACAAUUAUUUUGCUACAAAACCGUAUCGGCCGCAAAGGCAUGGCUUUCGGUUCGCUCUUCGUUGGUGCAAUCGUUGUAACGAUCACUGGCUUCUUGAUUGCAUUUCUUGAUCCUGAACAGAACGCUGUGCUGCUGGCAGUUAUGGUUGCUCUGGGUCGUUAUGGUGCGAUUGUAAGUUAUGAUGCAGAGGCGCAAUAUGCUGCUGAAUUCAUACCAACAACUGUACGUGGACGGGGCAUGGCAAAUAUUCAUGUGAUCGGUUAUGGUUUUGCAUCGCUCAGUUCGUAUGUCAUUUUCUUGGGCCACUACUUCAAACCACUACCUUCGAUUGUUAUCGCUGUUGCAAUGAUGUUCGGCGCUCUACUCUGUUUGGCAUUGCCAGAGACAUUAAAUCUAAAACUACCUGAAACACUAAAAGACGGCGAGAAAUUCGCAAGACAUCAGCGCUGGUACUACUUCCCAUGUUUAAGUCACGAAAGAAAGGGCGAAACUAAACAAAAACAAAAAAACGAAAAUGCGAAUAGCAUUAGCUGAAUAAAUUAGGGGAAAAUUAAAUGAAUUAUUUUUUGUUACAUUAAUAAUUCUAAUUUCAAAUA